UUGGUAAAGUUAAGAUUUUGACAAUUAGGCAACACCACCCACUGGCCAGAGAACGUAUAUAAAUAUAAUUAUACGUUCUCUGCACCGGCCAAAUAAACGUCAAUAACCAUAACAAAUGUGUUUAGCAAACUAUAUUUCACAUUAAUUUGCAAUAUAUACGAGAAUUAAGUAAAAAAAAUAUUGUAAACACAACGGCAUGGACAGUGAGCUACGUAGCAAAGUAGAAUCAUGUUGUCGUACAGCCGAGGAUUUCACAAAACUAUACUACACAUCCUUUGAUAAGCGACGACAUCAAAUGGGUCGUAUGUAUCUUGAUAAUGGCUUACUUGUGUGGAAUGGUAAUGGUUCAAGUGGCAAAGAUAAUAUACAAAAAUAUCUAAUUGAUUUACCUACUUCGGAGCAUACAAUAACCAAUUUGGAUGCACAACCGAUUAUUGAUGAAGCCGUUGGCGGGCAGUUAACUUAUAUGAUACAAGCCGGUGGUACUGUGCGCUACGCUGAUGAAGGCGUGCGACCAUUCCAGCAGACGUUUAUCAUCACCGCACAAGAGGAUAAAUGGAAAAUUGCAAGCGAUUGUUAUAGACUGCAGGAUGGGCUAGCACGUACAGAAAAUUAGCUUAAGUAAGAAGAACGACGGUUAGACAAUACAAACAGCAUAUUUUAUACAACAGAAAAUAAAGAAAUACAACACGAAAUGUUGGUCACUGA
Bactrocera oleae (olive fruit fly) is the source of this 708-nucleotide messenger RNA. It is a transcript of the gene Nxt1, whose product is annotated as NTF2-related export protein 1. Gene Ontology annotation, cellular component: nuclear pore central transport channel. The record is from RefSeq and is a predicted model, not a curated record. Lineage: Eukaryota; Metazoa; Arthropoda; Insecta; Diptera; Tephritidae. Gene Ontology annotation, biological process: poly(A)+ mRNA export from nucleus.